Molecule: messenger RNA, 3718 nt
Organism: Vespula vulgaris
Lineage: Eukaryota; Metazoa; Arthropoda; Insecta; Hymenoptera; Vespidae
Exons: 5
Coding region: 131-3205 (1024 amino acids)
Source: RefSeq, a predicted model, not a curated record
AAGCACUUCUCGCUAUACUCUCCUACUAUCGUCAUUAUGUUCCGUAUUUUCUAAAUUUAAAGUUUCAUAUUGACUCUUCUUUAAUAAAAUUCCUGGAUUUUAAAGUGAUCAUACGAUAAGGGAUAUCAAAAUGUUUAGGAAUUGGAUAUUGCAGGACCUUUCUCAUGCGUUCCCACCGAGAUCGUUACAGACAAUAGGAACAACGAGUUUCCACACAAAUCAAAUUAAAAAUCGUGGAUUUUGGAAUCUCUUCGAAUUUUCGCGUAAAGAGAACAAUUCCAAGGAUGCAGAAGAAUUAUCUGACAAUAAAUCAAGGACAGAUUGCAAUUCGACGAAAACGGCGUUGAAACGCGACGACAAAUUGAACGAUGUAUCGAAGGACACGGCGGCAUUAUCACGUACAGUUAUGACAAAUUCGAACAAAGUAUAUUCAUUUAAAGACAUAUCUAAGUGCAACUAUACAUUUCGUUACGUACCACGAAUAAAAUCUAAAAAGAAAAAUUCAAAAACUAAUUUUCAAAAGUACGACGAGUUCACGUCUUUGCUCGAUGGAAAUUUUGUCCCGACAAAUAUGAAAUUGAAAUUAAAGGGUUACAAGACCCUUAGAAACGAACAGGCUAAAGAUUUUGCAUUUAUACCUGGUGAUAAAUCCUUAGAUUUGGAUCUAAUCCCGACAAAAAAUGAGGAGGAAAAUAUUUCCUAUCAGUCAUCCAAACCAACUGUUUCGAUGGACGUAACAAAGUUACAGACGGUACCUUUGAAAGAAACGAAAGACCACAGUGAAAUAGAAUCAAACAUUCUGUUUCCUUCUGAAAACAAAAUUUCCAUGAACGAUAUUAAUCCUGAUGAUGCAUCAAUGUCAAUGUUGAAACAUACAUCAAAGAAAGCGCAAGAAUCGUCAUAUGAUUUCAUGAACGUAAAGAAGAAAAGUGAAACGAGAACUAUGUUAGAAGAAAGUAUCUUACCCGAAAGAAAAGAAACAAAAACCGAGAGUUUGUUUCAAUUGGAAAGUCAGAACCAGGUUAAAUCGCAAAUUGAACCAAAGGAAACUCAACAGGGGUUCGAGUCUAAGGUUCAACAAUUACAGGAUAAGAAAAAAGAUGAAGUUCGGUUACAGUCUGAUGAAACGGCAAUGAACUAUCUAAAGGAAGAAACGUUAACGCUUAACAGUCAAAAUAACUCAAAGAAUCCUUCAAAAGAUCUGUCGAAGCAAGCUGAUCAAGCUGAAUUGUCGCUAAAUUCAUUAAAUCAGUCGAAAACUCAGAAUAACUUUAAGGAGUCAGAUAAUGUUAAUAAAAUCGGACAAAGUUCGGCAUCGUAUUUUCUUUCGAGGCGAACGAAUAUCAAGAGGACGCUCUCUGAUAAUUCAAAGAGUAGUUCAAGUGCUAGAAAUCUAAAGGAUAAUGCAACAGCGAUGUCCAACUUUAGAUCGAGCACGAAGAUACCUAGGUACAGUAUGUACGAAUCGAGGAAAGAACAGCAAAGAAGGGCUUCCUCGCCGUGUGAUAUAACGUUCAUUAAAGCACGAGAGAAUUCAACGAAGCAAAGAUGGUCCGGUUUCGAUCGGCCUACCACCAGAUGUUAUCCCGGUGGAAGUUCUGGGAGUCACAACUCGAGAUCUCAAGGAUCUACGCAUCCUUACCCAUCUACCGUGCAGACUCGCGAGGUCUCCUCCAAGUGUUACGCCAAAGAGAAAGAUCCAAUCGUCAGAUCGAAUAUCAUCUCCUCGUCUUCCAAGAUGUUGAAAACGAGAAACUCUGUUACCGGUGGUUCUAUAACUCCUACUAACAUUGACAAUCGCAAACUAUAUUCAAAUAUCAACUCAACAAAGAGGACUUUGCUAGGAUCGAAGUCAUCUACAGGCUUGACGAGUACGCCACAAUCAUUCGCUUAUGGAUGUUGCAAAAAACCCAAAAAAUCUUGCCAGAAAAAGUGUAAAGAAACUUGUGACGAGCCGAUGAUACCAGGAAAAAUAAUCUGCACGAAGCCACGAACGAAAUGUUGUCAGAAACCGAAAUGUUGCCGAACCGAAAAGAAACCGAGUUGUACCAAAGUAGAACCACCACCUCCACGAUCGUGCUGCCAAAAGAAAAAGAAGAAAAUUUGUAAACGUUAUUGUUGCCCCUCGUUAAAAGUGACUGAUUGUAUUUCAAACAGAGCUACAUGUCCAGGAAAAUGCACCGACAAAGUAGUCAAAGAUGACAAUCAAGAAAUGGACGAUCCCUCUUGCUUAUCACCCGAAGAACUCUCCUGUCAAAAAAAAAACGAUUGUGACAACAACGACAACGAUUGUUGCUCGAGUCGUAACACAUGUUGCUCUCCAAAGAAAUGUAAUAAAAGUUUCAGUUGCAUGAACGAUAAGGACGAAGACUGUCUCGAUACAAUCCAAAGUCGGCAAGAUUCGUGUUGCAAACCUAAGAAGAAAGAUUGUUGCAAUCGCAGCUGUAAGAGAUCAAAAAGUUGUGGUAACAGACGUUAUCACUCUGGAGCGAAAUCUCGUAGGACAAAAUCUCACGUGUCCAUUCCAAUAUUCGACGUCAGUGUGGUCGUAUCAAGACCCUAUCAAAACGAUCCCGUCCUACGGUUCUACAGCACUUGCGAAAAUGAUUGGAAGCCACCAUCGUCGUGUAAAAAGGAUAAACAGGAAAAAUGUAAGCCGAAGUGUAAAAAACCAGAACCCCCCAAUUGUUUAAAUGCCAAGAAGAGUAAUUGUGACAAGCUGCUAGAAAGUCUAUCUCUAUCAAAGGAUUCUUGUGACAAACCAAAGAAGGAUCCGUGUACUGUUAAGAAAACCGAUGACACGUGUUGCCAACCAAAAACUUGUGAUCAAAAAGAUACUCUUCAAGCCAGGUGGGACAGGGAAUUACAGGAAAUAAAGAAAUGCAAAAAUAUCGGUAAGAAUGAUUCGUGUAAGAAGAAGUGCGACGAAAAUAAAUGUAAUAAGUUCGAAUCGAUCGAUUUAUCGGACGAUUUCGAUCUUCGAUGUCCCUCUUUCCAACUCAGCAAGUCGUUUAUACCGUUUUGCCUGGGAACAAGCGACUCGUCUCUGUUGAACUUUGGGAUGAAAUCUAAUAACAUUAUACCCAACCGAUCGUUCUCUAUGACAAAAAUUACAAAAGAUAUUUAUAGAGACGAGUUGCCAAUUCUCGUCGAGACUGAAUUGCCUGAAAAAGAAUGGGCCGACGAAGAGUCAUCUUCCGAAUAACGAUAAUUUAUUUCGAUUACUAAUUUGUUAAUCCGAAAAACAUCUAUAAUAUGUUUCAAAAAAAAGAUAACGCGAGGGAAAUGCUAACCGUGAAACUCGGUACAUCCCAUGUCCUUAUAUGUCGGUGCAUUGUCCUUUAAUAUAAUACAGAAUCGAAUAUUGAUUUAUAGAAAAUUUUCAAACAAUAUAAUUCCUCAUUAAAAUAUCCGUUCAUUCCUAUUCCCAUAUGAUUCAAUUCAUAAAUCUUUUUUUUUUAUAAAUAAAGUUCAUCUCACGCUCUUUUCAUUCGAAUGAUUCAAGUGCAAAAUUAUGUCUGAACAAAGGAAAAAAGAAUCGAAAAGAGCAUCGUAAUUGAAAGUAACAAUAAUAGUAAUAAUAAUAUUUUCUAAUAAUACCGAGAUAAAAUAGCAAUUAAUCCCUCUGUAAUACUAUAUAUCUUUUCAAAAUUGCAUGCUUACAUAUUCAUGUUUUAAACUAACUUUCAUAAAAUUUAUUUCAUUUUAUACGUAAAUA